AUGUGUGCUGUUUCCGCCAUUGCUAAUCCCAUGGAUUCCAUCACCCUCUUCCAACUUGUUCAGACACACUCUUUUGCCACUUCACUUGCUGUGGCUGCUUUAUCUCUUUUGUUCCUCUUCUGGCUGCUCCGUCGCAUUCCAGGAUUCACUCGUAGACAUGCAGGACUUCCCCCGGUACCAGCUGUUCCAGGACUACCCGUGAUCGGGAAUCUUCUGCAAUUGAAGGAGAAGAAACCUUACAAGACCUUCACACGAAUGGCUCAAAAACAUGGACCCAUUUAUUCCAUCAGAACCGGUGCUUCCACUAUCAUUGUUCUCAACUCUGCCGAUCUUGCCAAGGAGGUCGGUCACUGCUUCUCUUUUUAA
This is a messenger RNA of Sphenostylis stenocarpa, 366 nucleotides long. The record is from the annotation of a GenBank genome assembly. NCBI's taxonomy places the organism in Eukaryota, Viridiplantae, Streptophyta, Magnoliopsida, Fabales, Fabaceae.